AUGGCAGCCCGGAAGGUUGACGCAGCCGAGUUUGAGAUCACAACGGAGAAGGCUUAUAAGAUAUCCUCUCCUGAUGAUCUCGUCCGCUUUGGGAAGCAGUUCAAUGAUUUUAUCGGUGCUUGUCCGGAUGCAUUUGCUGGUCUUAGGUGCCUGUGGCUGCGCAACAUGAGGUUUGGUGAACUGGACAUUCCCAACAUCCUCAGCACUUGCAAGCUCUUGGAGUCUCUGCAUUUAACCUAUUGCGACUCAGGGAUCCAUUCUGUACUCCAAGUAGAACAUGCUCUACUUGUUGAGCUCGAGGUUGACUAUGGGCAAUUUGAGAGAAUCGAGCUGAUAUGUCUACCCAAACUCCAACGGAUCUGGGUUCUACCAGAAUGCCCGAAGCUGCUCACGACUAUGCUCAGCAAACUACAGCAUGUGAAUCUAGACAAUCUUCCUGAAGGAUGUGAUUUAGGUUGGACACCAUUUAUUCUUGAAGCUGCACCCUCCCUAAAAGCGCUGUGCAUCACAGUAUGGGAUCAUUGGUGCAUAAUGGCGACAGACAAAGAGUUUCGGAAGGAAAAUGGUUUCUGCGAAAAGGCAGACGUGAAGUGGAAGCCAUAUGCCGCUGCUUUCAAGCACAAGAAUCUGGCUAAGCUUACCAUAUAUGGCUUACAACCUGACGGCAACUUUAUGCGAUACAUCAGGUGUGUUGUGGAAGCUGCAGUGAAUAUGAUAGAGAUAUCUCUGCAUGACAGAAAGAUGUGUGGACGCUGUGGUGACUUGGAUCCCGAGAUCAAAGACAAGGUUUGUCCAUCAAGAUAUCCACGGACCGCUGAGGAGAGGAAGAGGGCAGUUGAGGGGUUGGGUUUGGCUUCGCCGGCUCUGAUUCACUUUCGGUCCUAA
Triticum turgidum subsp. durum (durum wheat) is the source of this 885-nucleotide messenger RNA. The record is from the annotation of a GenBank genome assembly. NCBI's taxonomy places the organism in Eukaryota, Viridiplantae, Streptophyta, Magnoliopsida, Poales, Poaceae.